UCCCUCCCGUCAUUCCCUCGCUGGCGUUCCCUCCAACCAGUCGUGGAAGCGGAGGCAGGAGCUGCUCUGGCUGAACAUAUCUGAACACGGUGCAGGGACCUGACUCUGUUAGUCCACCAUGUGUCCAGUAGGCUGACAGGAGUUGGACGCUGGACAGGUUUCUUCAGUAGUUUGAGUUGUUUCUGUUCUGCGAAUGAAGAAGUGAACUUCUGGUGAACACAAUCAUGGCUGUCCAGACUGGCAUCCAGGUUUGGUUCAGCGAGAAGUUCAACGCCCCCCUGCUGAGUCCCAGGUGCCCCCGCAGCCCGUUGGCUCAGCGCCACGGCCCCGGCCUCUCCAACGUCUUCCAGUAUGACCAGUGGCUGGCGGUCCGCCACGAGGCCACGCUGGUCCCCAUGCAGGAGGACCUGGCCAUCUGGCUCAGCGGCAUGUUGGGCGAGGAGGUGAGAGCCGAGCUGUUCAUGGAGGAGCUGGAUAACGGCGUGAAGCUCUGCCAGCUGAUCGGCGCCCUGCAGACCAAGGUCGCCCAGACCUGCCCCACAGCGCUACCUAAGCUCUUCCCUACCAGGAAGGUGGCCUGUAAGCGCGACGCCUCCCCGGGUUCCUUCUUUGCCCGGGACAACACAGCCAACUUCCUGGCCUGGUGCCGGCACGUCGGCGUGGACGACACCUACCUGUUUGAGUCGGAGGGCCUCGUUCUGCACAAGGAUCCUCGGCAGGUGUGUCUGUGUCUGCUGGAGGUCGGCCGGAUCGUCUCCAGAUACGGGGUGGAGCCGCCCGUGUUGGUGAAGCUGGAGAAGGAGAUUGAGCUGGAGGAGACGCUGCUGAUGACGGAGGAACCUCCCGCCGCAGUGAAAACCUUCAGCGUGUGCUGCCAGCACGGGGCGCUCUACCAGCCAGAGGAGCUCGGCAUGGAUGACCCACCCUGUAACUGCUCCAACAAGGUGUCCAUAGAGUACCUGUCAGAGGGACGCUACAGACUGGGCGACAAGACCAUCUUCAUCAGAAUGCUGCACGGCAAACACGUGAUGGUGCGAGUCGGUGGGGGCUGGGACACCCUGAGGGGCUUCCUGACAAAGUAUGACCCUCUGCGGGUGCUGCAGUUCACCACACUGGAGCAGAAGAUCCUGGCCUUCCAGAAGGGCCCACCUGGUUUGGGGGGUCACCGUGCCAACAACGCUCCACCCAAUCCCCCUCGUAUGGACCCUCUUGCUGCAGUUAAUGGCCUCAUCUCCUCCUCCUCUUCGUCCUGCUCUUCAUCAGCAUCUCCACCCCCUGUAGGACAGAGCUGCCGGUCAUACACUCCCUCCCCUGCCUGCACACCCAUCCUGGCAAGGAAAGGUUCUGCUGUGGUACCGAAGAAGAACCUCCAGACAGUGCUGUCCUCUCCCAGGAAGCCCACCCAGCUCCCCCUGCCUGUCCCUACCAAAGGCUCCUCUUCUCUGCCCUCCUCACCUCUGAGCAGCUCCUACAGGCAGGCCCCCAGCCCGGGCAGUCACCGCAGAGCCCUGACUCCAUCAGCUUCCCCUGUGGAACCAAAAUCUGCCUCUAAGCUAAAGCCCCGGCCACAUGGUCCUACCGCCCACCCCAGGAGCCCGGUCUGCCCCGAGCCUUCCUCCAAAUGCCCCAAACCUUCCAGCCCAUGUACCUCCCCCACUGCUGUGCACAUGUCCCGCCCCACCACCGUAUCUGCCCCCAAAGACGUUAAGCCUUCCUCGAGCGCCAGCCAGCGCUCCCGCCUUGCACAGAGGCGCCCUGGCUCUCCAGCGUCACGCCUCCGUCUGGAGACGAUCAGGAAGGCGAGGGUGGCCACAAGGACUGUGCCGGUACGAAAAACGGUACCCCAGCAGUCCCCGACCCCCUGCUCCCAGGCUGGCUCCUCCCGUGCCCCGACCCCCUGCUCACAGGCUGGCUCCUCCCCGGCCCCGACCCCCUGCUCCCAGGCUGGCUCCUCCCGGGCCCCGACCCCUUGCUCCAAAGCUGUGCCCCCAGCAACAGUAACUUCUAUCUGCUCCAUGUCAAAGGUUAAAAUCAAGGUGGCCUCUGCCAUCCCUGGGCCGGUCCCAGGUAUUGCCUCCUCUUCCUCUAAAGGUAAUCAGAAGCCCCCCCCCACAGCACAGAGGACUGUGAAAAAACCAGCAGCUCUGGGGAACCCCAGCACAAAGACGACCCUGAAACCUGAAGCAACGACGACUCAAACCACAACCUCUCAGAGAAACCCAGUGAAAGCUGCAGAGAAGAUCCCACAGAGCAAGGCCAGGAGUGACAAGCCGUACUUUGAAUUGACCACUAGGAGGAAGCAGAGAGCCUGAAAUGGCGCCAUCUAAAGGCUUCAUGAAACCAGCAGCACUUGUUGGAGCUCAGACUUUACAUUGAUAUCUCUAAUCUGAUCAUGUUUGUAAUUUUGUUUUGAUUAUUCUUUUUAAUGUUUAUUUAAUAGUCUUUAAUUUUUUUUAUCUGUGGUCUCUUUAGAGAUCGGAUUUACAUUAAUAAACUCAAACUUGCACAAUGUUUACAUUUAAAUCAUAAAUGGGUUUUAGAGGGAAAUUGUGUUCAACAUACUACAUUAAACUUUUUAGACCCAACUCAUGAAUAUAGUUGGCUUAAGACAAGUUGUACAUAAACUUCUGUCUUUCCUUAGCAGGUUACCAAAGUUGAAAAAAUGACUAGAAAUUAUGCUUGAAUUUUAUUUUUUUCUUGAGAUUCCAUUUUCAGCUUGUGAAAACGACUGGAUGUCAGGCCACCUAAAGUAAUCGAUGCUUCAGUUUCUCCACAUUCUGUCUCAACCUAAUUGCAAAAUUAACCAUUUUUCAUAUUUGGCUUCAACUCUAACUUGUCUGUUUGCCCAGUUGCUGUUACAGGAAAAACCUCCCCACAGCAUGAACCUGCCACCACUGUGCUUCACAAUAUGGGGUAAUAUCAACCAGAUGGUGCCUUUUUCUUUACUCUGGAUCAAGGCUGCAACAUAAUGUGGAAAGUUGGCUGUGAAUACUUUCUGGAUGUUCUGAACACCAGAUCCUCUUACUGCAGACCCCUUCUUGCCUUGUGCCUUUCAACAGAAAUCCUCCAUUCCUUCUCUUACCCACAAUUGAGUGGCUGCAGAAUGUAUCAGAGGCCAGAAGGUGGCGCAUCGAGCAGUUGACACACUUUGGACGGUGUGUGACUUGCUUUUUGAAAGAAACUACUGAUGAGAUGCCUUUUUUUCUUUCUCCUGAAUCAAAAACACUGAGCAAACAUUUAGAGCAGAAUCUACUUUGUAAAACGUUUUUUGUCAUUUAAUUUCUUUUUGUGGUCUAAAAUUCUAGUUUUUUAUGGUGUUUUAUCAAAAUUUAUUUCUUGGCACUUUAUAUAAACUUAUGUUGAAUGUCUGUUUUUGUCUGAUUAAUAAAUGGAUGUUGGUUUAA
This is a messenger RNA of Poecilia latipinna (sailfin molly), 3404 nucleotides long. RefSeq names its product growth arrest-specific 2 like 3 (gene gas2l3). Gene Ontology annotation, biological process: actin crosslink formation. Bases 225 to 2312 code for a protein of 695 amino acids. Gene Ontology annotation, molecular function: cytoskeletal adaptor activity; microtubule binding; actin filament binding. Gene Ontology annotation, cellular component: actin filament. NCBI's taxonomy places the organism in Eukaryota, Metazoa, Chordata, Actinopteri, Cyprinodontiformes, Poeciliidae. The transcript has 9 exons. The record is from RefSeq and is a predicted model, not a curated record.